CGCUCAGAGCUCUGGUACAGUACAGUAUGUGUCGUACCAGUUUGGCAAAGCAUACACCAUUGCAACAACCAGCCCGAGAGAAAGACAAGUGCACGAAUAGUAGAGGAUAAUGAGGCACUGCGAGUUGUUUGCGUUGGUAGCUUCUGUGCUUACCACGGUAUCUGGGUUUUCUCCGCCAUGUGCCUCAUUGGCGAAUAAUAGGUUGGACCCAACACCUUCACAGCCUGGUCAUGAAAAACAACAGUCCCCUUCUUGUCUGCAUUCAUACGAUGCGCGUGGUGACUAUUAUGGCGAAAGUUCAGGAUCCUACAUGGUCAAAGAGUUUGCAGAGUACGAACAACUAGAAGAAAUAGUCAAAUUGGCCGCCAUGCCGUUGCCAGAACGACCGGAUGGAAUUGUGUGUGUGGCCAAGUUCACAUCAUCUCAGAUGGACUCUUGUGUGACGACCGAGGCAGAAUACGAGCGUUUGGCUCGGGACAAUCCAGCCACCAUUUUUCUACGAUGCUUUGCCGAAUAUGAAAAUGCCGACAUUCUGAUUGGCAAAGCCAGUGUUCAAAGUUGGCCCACCUUUGACAUUUUCUAUCAAGGCAACCGAGUAGCCCGAGUUGAGGGUUCGAACUUUUCUGACUUGGAAGAGUUGUUGAAUCGGUAUCAGUUUCAGAAUUCCCAGUUGGAUUUAUUUUCUGAGGAAUCUUCUAAUCCUUGGGGAGACCGUAGCGCCAAAGACAUGAGCAAGACUCCUCGCACGACGGCUCGUUUCAUUCCCGGCUAUGAUUGGGGCAGUGCCAAGGGUUUCUUUGACGAUUUGGGGGACAAAGCAGCAGCAAGUUUUGAAGAAACCUUUGAGAAUUGGGUUCCACCUAUGGAUGAUGAUGACGGCAAGAGCAGCAAGUAGUUCUGUAACGUACUGGUACUCGUGCUGGCUGAGCGAGUACCAGACAAACUUGCACGACCAAGACUACAAUUCUUUGCUAAAAUCGUAUGAAGACUACCAUACCGUAGAAUACCACAGCUCCGAACCUAACUAAGUAGUAGAGCAUUUUUAGAU
Molecule: messenger RNA, 1048 nt
Organism: Seminavis robusta
Lineage: Eukaryota; Bacillariophyta; Bacillariophyceae; Naviculales; Naviculaceae
Source: the annotation of a GenBank genome assembly